GUAUUUUUUUUAUUACUAUUGGUGUUAAAAUCUAAAUUACCAUAAGUAAUGUCAUGAAUAUUAAAAUCUCCAAUGACAUAAGUAUUGUUAAUGCUAGUAAUUUAUUCCUGUAAAAAAUUAAACGCCAAUUCAUAGAGACCCGUGAAACUAUUCGGUGGUCAUUAACAAUGAGAUAAAACUAAAUGUAAAGGUGGAAUUGGUUCUUUUGAUGUGAGAAUACCUAAUUUAGUCGAUACGAUGAAUCAACGACAAAUGAUAUGGUUAUUUUUCACACUAGCUUUAUUUGUACACUCUCCAAUUGCAAAUGGGCAAGGCUACGUUUUCUUAGGUGAUUUAAUUACUUUUAUAAUCAACUUUACAAGGAUUCAAUCUUCAAUUUUUCCGCUCUAUCCAGACUUUGAGGAAUCAGACGAUCAUUACGAUUUUAUAGUAAUUGGUUCAGGUCCAUCAGGAACAGUAUUAGCAAACAGAUUAACAACAAAUCCUAAAGUGAGGGUCCUUUUAUUAGAAAAUGGUGAAGAAGCCAGUGCAAUAACCGAUAUUCCAAUAUUGGCGGGAGCUCUUGGUCCUACUAAAUACAAUUAUGGCUACAGGACACAACCACAACCAGGAUUUUGCCGAGGUUGCACAAAAAAGAGCAUAGCCUGGGAACAUGGUAACGCCCUUGGGGGGAGCAGUAUUAUCAACUACAUGCUUUAUGUUCGAGGCAACAGACGUGAUUACGAUAGGUGGGCUGAUUUAGGAAAUCCAGGUUGGUCGUAUGACGAUCUCUUACCUUAUUUCAUAAAAGUGGAGGAUAGUCAUGUUGCAAAAGGUGAACCUGGGUACAGAGGAACAGGAGGCUACUUAACUGUAAACGAUGUUAAAUGGCAUACAAAACUAAGAGACGUAUACGUCGAAGCUUGCCAGGAACUUGGUUAUAAAUAUGUUGAUUAUAAUGGAAAAGAACAAAUUGGAGUAUCUAAUAUACAAGCCACUACUAGAAGCGGGCUACGAUGCAGUGCAGAAAAAUCAUAUCUGAGACCAGUGCGCAAUAGAUCUAAUUUAAAAAUCAAAACACAAUCCAAAGUAACAAAAAUUUUGAUUGAUCCAAAUACUAAAGUAGCAUAUGGUGUAGAAUAUUAUCAUAAAAAUAAACCGUAUAAUGCGUUCGCUACCAAGGAAGUCCUUUGUUCAGCUGGUGCUUUGAAUUCUCCUCAAGUUCUUAUGCUUUCUGGAAUUGGCCCAAGAGAUCAACUGGAACCAUUAGACAUACCAGUUAUUAAAGAAUUACCAGUUGGAAAGAAGAUGUACGACCACGCUACUUUUCCUGCAAUCAUCUACCAAUUUAAUGAAAGUAUUGCCAUAAAUACUAUUGCAGAAUUAGCCAAUCCAUUAACAUACUUAGAAUUUCCAUUUGGAGAUGGGAUUUUAACCUCACCAGGUGGAGUUGAAGCAGUUACUUAUGUAAAAGUAAAUAUUUCAACUGAUCCCGAUCCUUUGUAUCCUGAUAUUGAAUUGCUCAUGGUUGGUGGAUCUUUGGCCUCAGAUUUUGGUACAAUUUUCAGAAAAAUGUUUAACGUUCCUCCUUUAAUUUUUAACAAAAUAUUUAAACCUUUAAUAGGAAAGUUCGUUUAUCAGGUAACGCCAAUACUAUUGCAUCCAAAAUCUUAUGGAUCUAUUCAACUAAAAUCAAAAUCUCCUUUUGAUCCACCAUUAUUUUUUGCAAAUUAUUUUGACCAUCCAGAGGAUAUUAAAAUCUUCAUUGCAGGAAUUAGAGAAUUUCAAAGAAUAAACACAGCUCCUUCAUUCGCAAGAUAUAACACAAAACUAGUAACAACUCCUAUUCCAGGUUGUGAAACUGAAACAUUUGAUACAGAUGAAUAUUGGGAAUGUGGUUUGAGAACAAUUAUCGGUAGUUACUACCAUCAAGUCGCUACUUGUAAAAUGGGCCCUUCAGACGACAUAGAAGCAGUGGUGGAUAACGAACUAAGAGUAUAUGGAAUCAAGAAUCUGAGAGUAGUUGACACAAGUGUUAUUCCAAUUCCUCCAUCAUCACAUAAUGUUGCGCCAGCUUACGUCAUUGGAGAGAAAGCAGCUGAUUUGAUUAAAAAAACGUGGAAUAUAUAAUUUAGUUAGAUAAACGUUGGUACCUGUAUUAAUUUUAUUUAAUAUAAUUUAAAAGCAUG
Messenger RNA from Psylliodes chrysocephalus, 2168 nucleotides. Lineage: Eukaryota; Metazoa; Arthropoda; Insecta; Coleoptera; Chrysomelidae. The record is from the annotation of a GenBank genome assembly.